CCUCGCGAGUUUUCGUGGUAAGGCCGUGGGUUGUGGGGGCCACCACGGGGGCGGGGGUGGGUUUACUCCUGCUUUUUCUCGUCGUCGCUGUUCUUGGCAAUCAAACGUGCACGACGACGGCUGCGCCGGUGGUGUCCGAUCCGUACGUGUCCCUCGACGCUACGCCUCCUCGUCUUCUGCCUCGAUCAACGGACCGCUGGUCGUCGGAGUCCACCGUCCGGAGUCCAACGUCUCGUCGAUUUUCAAACUACCAGCAGCCGGACGUACAUCCUCCGCCGAAAGGAGAGCUGGAUUAUCACGAGAUAUCGUUGCUCCCAGCUGAACGACACGGUUUCGAUGCGAUUCGGUUGCUCUCUCCCCAGCAACCAGCUACGAUCGAUACCAUCAGCAAGAAAGAUACAUCUUCUUCCGUUGCAUCGCAAGAAGGUGGAGGAGGAGGAACAGGGAGAGGAGGAAGAGGAGGAGGAGGUCUGGCUUACGAGAGGACCAAGUCGAGACGACGACAGGUCGAUGAUCGAGGCUCAGCUUCUUUGAGCUCCGUUCAACCGUACUGGCUCCAGGGGAGAUUUUCUCGUCCCCGUCGCGUUCAAUCUUUCUCGGCUCUCGUCGGUACAGCCGAACCGAAACGCCACGAUAUCCUCGAGUUCGCUUUACCCGAGACCAACCAUCACGACUCGACGUCGUCGUCGAAUCUUGAGGACAUUGUCAGAGGGCCGGCUUCUAGCCGGAGUUCUUCAACAACCACGACGACGACGACGACGACGACGGCGACGACGACGACGCUGGCAACAACCACGAGGACGACGGAGGAGUCGCGAAUCACGAUUACGGUACCGAUUACUUGGACCACCGAUCGUUUCGUCCAUCGAACUGUGCCGCGGUUAUCGGACGAGCAACUAUCGGGAAGACGCAACAGGAAGUCGAAGGACGAAGAAGUAGAUGCGAGGGAUAAAGACGGAGGGAGGUUCGCGUUCGCCGGGGACGGUAGUGGUGAGGUCAUAGGUGGUGGUGGUGGUGGUGGUGGUAGUGGUAUCGUCGAUUGGAGCACAACAGUCGCCGGGCCGAUGUCAUCCUGGUCGUACCCCGAAGAUGAGCAGCCGGGAGCUGUAAGGACACGGCUGAGCCCGGAUGUCGCGACCGAGAAAGACGAGGAGGCGGAUGGUAGCGAGGAACAGGUCAAGGUCACCGUAGCUCAGGGUAAAGGCUCGUCCACGUCGACGGCAGGGACUACGACCACUUCGUCGACGACGCAGUUGCCACCACCCGGUCAAGACACCUCUAUGGAAGCACUGAGCGCGACUAGCUAUAUAGUGUCAGCGGUGCUCGUCCUGAUAGUCGGGGCACUGGUGGGUGUCCUGGCGACGGUAUCGCAUCAUCUUCAUCAUCGUCGGCUGCUACUGCACGAGCCGGCCACCGCCUCGAUCUUGCAUCACCAUCGGCAUCAUCAUCAUCGUCAUCAUCAUCAUCAUCAUCGAGAGGAGCUGCCAGCGUCGCAUCAACGACGUCUCCUUUUGCAGGAUCACCAUCGUCAUCCUGGCACACCGAUGCUGUCGGUGAGCCCAGGAAUGGAGGUAGGAAGCGGCGGCGGUCACGGCGGCCUCGCUGCUGGAUUGGAAGGUGAUCCGAGCAAUGGUGGCGCCGGUGGAGGAGUGGGUGGCGAACGGGGGACCGACGGGAUGCAGGAAGCGAUGGUGGCCGCCGCGAGGGACCGGGCGAUUCGCGCCGGAAGUGUCCGGCAGGACCUCGCCCUCGACCUACCCCCACGGCUUCAGCUUCCGGAUGGCGAGGAACGCCCGUACGGAGCGCAUACCGCCCUUCACCUGCGCGACCCGGAGCAGGAGAGCGAGAUAUACCAGAAGUGUGUCCGACCGCCGCCAAACCGGACGGUGUUCGACAGCGAGAGUCCGCCGCCUUACCGAAGCCAGUCCGCUUUGUUGGACGCGCCUGACCGGAUACGCUGUCACAGCGCAGGCAGUUCCUUGAUGAAGGUGUUCAAGAAGUUUCCAAGUCCUGGUAGCUCGACGCCAGCCGUAGUGGUGCCGCCCAGAAGACCGACCCUGUCCAGUUACUCCGAGUCCAGUAGCAACCUGAGCAAUCUCUCCAGCCUAACGGUGGUGCCUUGCGAGGCUGACGAGAGUCAGCAUCCGCAACAGCAACAACAUCAACCGCAACCACCGUUAGCCCAACAACAAUCGCAACCGCAACAGCAACAGCCUCAACAAUCCCAACAAAACCAGCACCAUCACCACGUCUGAUGCAAGGCGCGGCCGAGGAGAGCACUCGAGGCCACGAUGACGACGCCGAGGAGAGAGUUCCUCGAGGUCGACGGACGGCGAAGGAUGUCGUGGAAACGGCUACGAGCCGGCACGGAUCGGCCUGAACAAAAGGCGGCAGAUGCUAACGAAGAACAGAAGGACGCUGGCACCGGGAUCGUCGUGCUGGUUCUGCCCUCGAGAAUCCUCGAGACCUCGAGGAUCCCUCAAGACUGACUCGCAGCAGAAACUUCGUACACGGUUUCGGCCAGCUGAUGAUGCCUGCUUAAAAUUACACGGACGAAGCUGGCUGGCUUUAGGCGUGGUGCGCGGAGAGAGAAUUUCAACGAGAAAAUAAGAGAGGACCAAACUGACAAUUCGGCGAACGAUCCUCCACUUUCGCACUGAAUGGUCCUUCAAACGGAGGGCUGGCUGUUUGAUAAGCCCGGGACAAAACACCCGAGGUACCAGGGAUCGUAAUUUUCGGGUUAAGCUCGCGUUGUCGAUGGAUACGCUGGUGGUCCCCUCGAUGUGGCUUACGGUUGACGAUGCUCCCGUCGGCUAAUACGGCAAUCCUAACAGGCCAGUCUCUAGCCUAGAUCUCAGACGAUUCCAAAGCAGUAGACAGACGCGAGGACAGUUUAGUUCGUUGUUCGUAGAGAGGUAGCAAACACGGUGGACCAUGAAUGUGUCUGUGGAAACGAAUGGAAGAAAAAGGAGAAAGGAGAGGAUAGACACGCGAACACCUUGAGCAAUGUCCCUGUAUGAAAAGAAGAAAUAACGAGGAUGAUGGGGGUGGCGAAACGAUGAAAAUCCAACGCGCGCACCGGCCAAGAAUAAAACAACGACGCGGGACGAUAUUGAGAAGAACGGUGUCGAGUAUUGGUCCGAGGUUUUUUGGAAGUUUUCUGUUUCACUGCGAAAAAGACUUAGCAAAUUAUUUAUUGGCGAAUUAAUUCGCGAUGCCGCGGCCCCGGCGAGCGAGACAAACGAAAAUAUAUAUAUAUAUAUAUAUUAUACACACGUGGAAAGCAGACGACGAGCUGCCAGACGCUAGGAUAAAUGAAUAUUCGCGCGAAUGAGUGUAUUUGCUGUUGUAUGACGUGCGCGGAGCGUGUUACGUGCUAGAAGAUAGAGAUGGUCCUGAUCGGGUUGAUUAUUAUCAUUGAGAUCGCAUGGCAAUGGUAAGAAAGAGACAAUUCUUGUUUUUUCUAUAUGCGAUCGACUGAACACGAUGACAAGUGUCUGAGAGAGUGUUAGGAAGAACGGGCUGAGCGAAAGUGAGGCGAGACAGUGGAAAAGUAGUGCCAAGAGCGUAAAGAAAAAAGAAAAGAAAAUGAUGACGAUGAUGAUGAUGAUAAUGAUGAUGAAGCAACUCUGUAAAUAUUAGGUUAGGUAGUUCAAUAUCAAUAUAAUUAUUACGACUAAAAAUGAUAUGCUCUAUAUACUUGAUUAAAAAGUAAUUAAACCUUACACCACGCAUAAACACGAGUUGGACGGGCCGUUACGAAAUCGCCCUGGGACACGCGUUACGCUUCGAGGCCUCCGUGAAAAACAAAUAUUAUUAUUAUUAUUAUUAUUAAUUAAAAAAAAAAAGAACUCGCUUCGAGCGUUGCGAUCGACCCGUCGAUAUCUCUUCAGGGUUUACCGAUCGACGAAAAAUCGUGUGUUCGUCCUCCUCCGUCCAUCGAUUCUCGCGUUCCUCUUGUGUAACAACCCACCCUCUCUAUUUUUCUUCCUAUCUUUCUUCUUUUUCUCGAAGACCCAAGCGUAAAAACACACGAGAGAAAAGAGAGCCUAGAGAGUUCCUUUCGAUGCGAUGCGACGAGAGAAAUGAUCGAUAUUCACGUUUUAGUGAUUGGUAACGAGAGCGAAGGAUCGAAACGUUGGAUAAUGAGAGGGGUUGAAAUUAAUCGGGGCACAUCGAUCGGUCGAAGGAAGAGGAGGGCGUCGCGACGCUCGAUGCUUGCUGGACGCAGUCUCGCUGUGUUUCGAAUGGCUCGCACGAUGUCUGAUAUAAUGCUACUUUAUUAUUAUUCAGAUAGAUAAGGCUUCAGUUUUUUGACGAAAUAGGACGAGAUCUGCCUCGUCGAUGAACCGACUCUCGACGAUCCAUUUUUAUUUAUUUUUCGCAUAGAUGAUUUUUCUUUAAAGAAAUAAUUUUCUCACAGUUAUCGUAUUUUUGAAUUUUAUUUAUUACAGUCAUGUUUUGUUAGAAGUGCAUUUAGGAACAAUUUUUGUAGACGAAUUCGAAACCAUUCAAAAAACAGACUAACGGCGUCGAUUUCGGUUCUCGACCUCGGGACAGAGCGAAACUACUGAACUAUCUCACGAGAAGUCACCAAUUAUUGUAAUCCUUAAAACCGUACGACGAAGGGGUCAAAUUUACAGUGAAAUUACCGACAACUUUUCCUCUCGAUUCACGCGUGUCAAGCAAGGCCAGCGUUUCGAACACCUCCUACAAAUUCAAAUUCAAAUUCAAACAAUUUUCAUCCGUUUCCUUCUUUUUUAAAUCACAAGUUCUACACCAAGCUGCGUAUUUUUUCAAUUUUACCUGGCCUCGCGUCACGAACACGCGAAAUCGAGCGACGAAGGCACGUUUUCCAAAAAAAAGUACUCGAAAAAAGCUAAACCGAUUUACCAACGAAGAAAACACGGGUACAGGUUUGUACAGGUGUACGCGAAACGUUGUAUCACAGGUUCUUUUCCGAGAAAUGUCCGGGCAGUUCUACAACACGACGCAGUCGACCGUUUCUCUCGUCGAGAGAAAGAAUGAAAGAAAAAGAGAGGAAGAGAGAGAGAGAGGCGCGCACGCUCUUUCCAUCGUGUCAAAAAUGUGUUCACGCGCAUGCAAUAUUAGGUGAUGAAGAUUAAUCGUAUUCUCUGUAUGUAAAACAAAGAUAAAAAAAAAAUACGUUCGAGCGGAAACAAAAAUGAGAUAUAAGCGUGAAGAAAAAAAUGAAUAACGAACAAUAACGGACUAACGAGAUAAUAUGGUCCUUUGCGAUCGAUGAGAAAAUCUGUAAGAUCGUUGUGUGUGUGUAUGUGUGUUCGUAUGAAUGAUAGAAGAAACAGAUACGUGAAAGGUAUGUCUAAAUCCAAAAUAUAUGGGUCUUGUGCAAGCCUCGGUUAAAUUAAAAAAAAAAAAAAAAAAAAAAAGAAAGAAAGAAAGAAUCGCUGUUAUCGAUUUAUAGAUCGAAUUUUUAAACACGACCACCGUUAUCGUGGUGGAUCUUUAGAGAAAAGAGAAAGAAAUGAUAUUUGUAAUCGAACGAAAUACUCGUCUCACUGCGAGUCGAAUAGAAAUUUCUUAACGAGCACGAUUUUAAUGUUAAUUCGUGACUAUUCAACGAUUCGCUGCGACGCUCGGGCUCUUUAUUUGGACGAUUCAUCGGUACGAGCGACGAGACCGAUCAUUUUUGUGGCCUUCCGCAUACAAAUCUCCACGCGAUCGGGUUGAAUACGAUCCUGCUCGCGAUUUCGAAGCGUACAAUUUUCAACACGAGUCUCUUCAAUCGGUUGGCUAAAAGACGAACGGCUUAGCUCGCUGGAUCGGCACUCCUAACGCUCCUAGUAGCCAAGGUUUAUUAUCACCUUGAUAUUUCCUCGAUUAAAAUGAAUUUUUUAUGAAAAAAUUUCAAAGUUUCACUUUGAAACUUUAGAUACUUAUAGGAGGAGGAAGAAUCUAUUGGCUAAGAACAAUUCAUUGAAUUAGGAAAGCUUUCUUUCCUCCUUAGGCAAUUAAGAAAUUACUCCGAGCGUUGAGCCUAGAUUACUGAUCCCAGUUGUCGAUAGAGUAAAUGGUAUAAUGUACUAGUGCUAGUAGAAAAAUUGACUAUGUUCGUGAUUAGACGAAUGGGUGAUAGAGUGCUAAAACUAUUAGAGUAGGAUUUCAUCGUGAUAAAGUAACUCUGCCACUAACCUUCCACUAUUCAAACGUACCAGCGCUAGUUAUUUCACUAUUUACUCUAUAAAUGUAACCAAGGCACUAAGCUAAUCAUUGUUAGAGUAGAGUAGUAUAGUAUUUUAUUAGUAAUAUUGUACCACUUGCUCUAGCAAGGAAAGCUAAGCUUUAGAUAGCGAACGAAAGCCCGUUUGUCUGGUCCUCAUCGUUCGUACGUCUUCUCGGAAGCGUCUCGUGCUCAGGUUGAUCUCGAUCGCGAUUAAGGUCGAAAGAUUGAAAAAAUUCGAGAACCUGGCCGCUUCCGGUCCAUCUAGUCAUGCUGAGCCGUGCGUCCUGUCGGGGGAUGAAAUCGAUCGGUCGUUUUAUUAUCAUUAGGCGUGGAUAUUGUGAUUUCUCUUUUAUUUUCUUCACGAGAGAGGUGUUUGAAAAUUCUGAAACGCGUUCGAAGAAACGAAACAAAGAAGGCGAAAAAAGAAAUUCGACGUUACCUUUUAGGCUUCUCACCUUCGAGGCCGGUAAUUAUUGUCGCGUUGUCGAUAAGAUUGGUGUGUCUAGUCUUUUCCCACGACGAACAUGGUUCUACCUCGGUGAUUUCUCAUUGCUCUAUUAUCAUCGAAACGAUUUCUUCUCUUCACCGUUCGAUCGUGGAGCAACGCGAAAGAUCAGCCGAUGUUGCGGAACUCGACGCUCGUCGUGGAGUGUAAAUCAUGUUCUUUUUUUCUUGUUCUUCGUUUUCCUUUUUGUUUUUCGUUGUUAUUAGGUAAUCGAAGAAACGGUCGUGAACGAUAGCGAUGAUCGAAAUUGAAACGAUGCACAGACCCGCAGACUGAUAUGGAUGGAAAUCUGAGAAUCAAAAAGUUAUUCUUUUUACACCGUCUCGUGAUUUCUCGGGAUCGGCAGCGUCUUACUUGAUUUUAACGGGGGUUUAACGUUUCUACGUGUUUGAAACGGUACCGAGUUCAAGGAUGAUUGUGCGCGUGCGUGAAACGAAAGAAAUUGUGCGAUUGGAAUAUUCGAAAUGAAAGAGAAAAAGACGUGUAAGAAGAACCACUAGCCAACGUACGUCAUUCGAGUCGAAUUAAUUAUCGUUUCAUUGUCGUCGUGAUGUACGAGCAGGGGAGAAAGAGAGAGAGAGAGAGGGGAAAAAAAAAGAAAAUUAUAUGCGAGCGAGAAAUUGGAGAAACUUUUUUCAAAGUAAUCGAUCGAUGUUGUAGGAACAGUGUUAUUUAAAGUAGUAGAUCGCUUCUACCGAAAGAAAAAGCAAGUCAUCUCGAAAAGAAUAAAAAAUAGAAGGAAAGAAUUGAUUUCACAUGAUUCGAAAGUCGCGCCAAUCGCGCACGAUAACGGCCCUCGAAUCGGCGCGAGAUUCAAAAGCUAAGAAAAAGCGCGCGAAAGAGGACCUUUCGCGAUGUGUUCCUCUUCUUCGAACCUCUUCUUCUACACGUGUUUCUCGAUUUUUCGUUGUUCUAUGUUACUCGUAUGAAGAAUCUCGUGUUUUUCGAGCGUGCCACGAACUUGCGAGGAAAUUAAACGGUUCUCAUUUUUUUUUUUUU
Molecule: messenger RNA, 7709 nt
Organism: Osmia lignaria (orchard mason bee)
Lineage: Eukaryota; Metazoa; Arthropoda; Insecta; Hymenoptera; Megachilidae
Biological process (GO): negative regulation of transforming growth factor beta receptor signaling pathway
Cellular component (GO): Golgi membrane; early endosome membrane
Molecular function (GO): R-SMAD binding
Source: RefSeq, a predicted model, not a curated record